Ceutorhynchus assimilis (cabbage seed weevil) is the source of this 2112-nucleotide messenger RNA. NCBI's taxonomy places the organism in Eukaryota, Metazoa, Arthropoda, Insecta, Coleoptera, Curculionidae. The record is from the annotation of a GenBank genome assembly.
CUUGAUGAGACACCGGUAACAUUAUCAAGGAAUCUAGCCAAUGAAGUUGUAGAAAAUAUAGCUGACUAUACCUCGAACCGACUAAAAAGUCUAAUGAAGCUUCCUAUCUGAUUAGGGGAGAAUGUAAUAUGGAAACUUUCAAAAAAUCCUCGUACUUUAUACCUUUGUUACCUUACCUAUACCUUUUUAAUAGUCUUUCAGUAGGUUUUCCUUUACUUCGCAGUUCAAAUUUUCAUUUUGAAUUUAAUUUAACUGUUCAUGUUCUUACCGUUGAAAAAAUCUUAUUGGCAUCGUUGCAAGGAAUGAGCUCGCGACCAUUGUCAGCUGUUGCCAAACGUUGAGAAAAAUAAAAGUACUUUUGAUGAUGAUGAUGAUGAUGGUGAGUGUGAGGUUAUGUUAAGUAAGUCUAAAGAACUUCACUCUCUUAUUUUUUCCGUGUCCGUGUCUAUUUCUGGAGCCACAGAACACCAGUGCGGGAGGAAAAAAAAAACCCACCCGGCCUUCGAAUAGAAAAUGAACAGCAGGAUCCUCGCGUUGCAGCUGGUUAAAAUAGCUUUUAGGAGAGUAUUUUUCAGCUUCGAAGUGGAAUAAUAACAAAGAGAAGGAACGUCGAUACCUACCUUGGAAUUCAACUAGUGGUGGUUUUAUUUUUGGGAUUGUGUCACAACAGGAAACAAACAUCACAAUGGGCAAAUUCGAAAUCCAGUCGGUACCACCUACAGUCAAACCAAAAAGAGAAGAAAACGGAUGCGCCACAAUUUGCGCUCACUCUACUUGCAAAAGCGUGCACUACAACUCGCUGGAAAACGGGCUGCGCAACUUGACUUUUGCGCAUCGGGUAAUAGAGGAGGAAUCGGACCAAUCCGCGAUUCCUUCUGGUAUGGAAGUGUUGACCAAUCAGGUGGCCGGACACGUUAUUGAUGGCACUAGUGGAUUUGGUAUGUUGAAAAAGGACGGGUUGGUGUUCAAGCCGCUUUUGAAAAAAGACUGCGCUGAACGUGAGGUUAAAUUGUAUGAGCGGCUAGAGGCCAGCGUUGAUAGGUCGUUGAUAGAGAUGCGUCGACUUGUGCCAAAAUAUCAUGGAACACAAAAAUUACAAAUCAAAGGCAAAGAAAUCGACUUUCUAAUCCUAGAAGACCUGACCAGAGACUUCAAAGAACCGUGCAUAAUGGACGUGAAAAUAGGCAGACGCACCUGGGACCCGCACACCGCCCCCUACGACAAAAUCGUCUCGGAAGAACGCAAAUAUCAAGCGUGCAAACGCGAUUUGGGUUUUUGUGUGCCUGGUUUCCAAGUUUACAAACUCGGCGACCAACAACCACUUAAAUUUGACAAAGAAUAUGGAAAACGUCUUGACAAGGAUACUGUCAGAGAGGCCAUGAAACUGUUUCUAAACGCGUCGAGAGGGCGCUGCUGUCGUCCUUUGCUGAUGCAAUUUCUGGCGGCGCUGUGGCAAAUCCAACACUUCGCGCGUGCGCAGCGCCGCCUGCGACUUUAUUCUACUUCGAUUCUGUUGGUAUAUGAUGCGCGCCGGUUAAGAGAGCACCACUUCGAACCUAUUGACAAUAAGCCUACUUUGAUAAGACAUAGGAGUUUGUAUAGGCCGUUAAGUUUGGCCCAAUUGAACAACUGCUGCGCAGAAGAACGCGUUCCGACUGGUUUCAGCGGCCAACAAACGUCAGAUGGUCCGAUUCUUAAAGCGCCCAAUAGAAUUGUUCAUAUGGACAGUCUUAGACAGGCGCCCACCAAUCGCAAUGCUUGGCAAAAGUCAAUACACGCCCUCAAGAGGACUCAUUCGUUUCAGAACGACUACGACAAGGACGUGCAACACAAAAAGGACAACUACAAUUUGAUUUUGGACGAUUUGUGUUGCGAGACUAAGAGUGAGGUGUGGGCAACAGCAAAAAUGAUUGACUUUGCGCACGUCUACACGUCGGACAGCGCCGACGCGGACAAAAACUAUUUAGAGGGCGUCAACAACUUGAUUAAAAUGUUUGAGGAUUUUCUUGCCGAGACUGACGAAUCGUAAAAGCGAAUUUUUACUGCGAGGUUAAGUUACUUAUUGACUCUUGAUUAUCAAACAAAAAUGAUAAAUCUGGUAUUUGCAUAUCU